Molecule: messenger RNA, 616 nt
Organism: Salarias fasciatus (jewelled blenny)
Lineage: Eukaryota; Metazoa; Chordata; Actinopteri; Blenniiformes; Blenniidae
Gene: mrpl57
Product: mitochondrial ribosomal protein L57
Exons: 2
Coding region: 145-456 (103 amino acids)
Biological process (GO): mitochondrial translation
Cellular component (GO): mitochondrial ribosome
Molecular function (GO): structural constituent of ribosome
Source: RefSeq, a predicted model, not a curated record
CCUGGAUGCCGUAGAUAACCCGGAAAUACAACAACGGGCAAAGCUGUCACGUUUAAUUUGUUUCUUACGUUUUAAUCGAAUUUGGAUGCAUUUUUGUGGAAAUUUAAAGGAUUAUAGCAGAGCUGACUGACCUAAUCUGCCGCCAUGUUCCUCACCCUUGCGCUGCUGCGUAAAGGCAUCCCCGGGAAGCAGUGGAUCGGAAAGCAUCGGCGUCCCCGGCCCAUUACGUGGCAGAUGAAGCGCAACACGGUGCAGCACCUGGAGCGCGAGGCCGAGAACGAAUACUGGCUGAGCCGGCCGUACAUGACCCCAGAGGAGGAGUACGGCCACGCCGCCGAGCGCAGAGCUCAGUCCUGGCUUAACAUCAAGGAGGCCGCCUUCCAAAAUUUUCCCAAACAUAAGUUUGUCACGGAUCACCUGAGUCACCUGAGAAUCACCAAGACGUGGUCAAGCUAACAUGAACAGAAAAAAAAAGACUGUCUUCUUUGUUUGCUCAUGUGUUAAAAUAUCAUGCAUCUGCGGAUAAAAACAGCUGUUAUUGUGUGUGUACCGUCUGGAUAAAAGAUGUUUGACACACUCCUCCUGAUCUCUGGGUUCUUCUGUCAGAGCUCAUCAA